GUUCUCGGCGGGCAGGCUGCUGGGCUUGGCGGUUCAUUAUGUAGCCGAGGAUGGCCUUGAAUUCGGGACCCUCCUGCCUCCCUGGUGCUGGACUCAAGCCCACACGCCGGUUGCAUGUCCCUCAGUCGGUGGAGAACAUGCUCCCAGUCUCCGUUAGGUGAAAACCACCAAGUGCAGGGUCUGUCCACACUGCUCAGUGGGAAGCGCGGCCCGGCCCUCCCAUCCUCCUGCCUCGCCUGGAGUGCUCCCUGAAUGGUUUAUGUGGAACGUCUGUACAAGCCCGCGACCCCACAGUCUGAUCGGCUUUGAGGCUCAGUGUGUGCAGCCCCGUGGUUUGUGGAGGCGUUGGGUGUGCUUGUUCUGGGGUGGUCUGCCCAUGGCAGGGCCCGGAGCAGUGGCAAGACUGUCCUCAGGCCGUCAGCUCCCUCCAACAUGCAAGGUAGCUCCUCGGGAAGAGCGGGCGUCAUGACAGAUGUCCACCGGCGGUUCCUCCAGCUGCUGAUGACACAUGGUGUGCUGGAGGAGUGGGAGGUCAGGCGCUUGCAGAACCACUGCUACAAGGUCCACGACUGCAAUGCGACUGUAGAUAAGUUGGAGGACUUCAUCAACAAUAUCAACAGUGUCUUGGAGUCUUUGUAUAUUGAGAUAAAGAAAGGAAUUACAGAAGAUGACGGGAGGCCCAUUUAUGCCCUGGUGAAUCUUGCUACAACUUCAGUUUCCAAAAUGGCCACAGAUUUUGCAGAGAGCGAGCUGGAUCUGUUUAGAAAGGCUUUGGAACUGAUCAUUGACUCCGAAACUGGCUUUGCCUCUUCCACAAACAUUUUGAAUCUGGUUGAUCAACUCAAAGGCAAAAAGAUGAGGAAGAAAGAGGCUGAGCAGGUGCUGCAGAAGUUCGUACAGAGCAAGUGGCUGAUUGAGAAGGAAGGGGAGUUCACCCUACACGGCCGGGCCAUCCUGGAGAUGGAGCAGUUCAUCCGAGAGACGUAUCCUGACACUGUGAAGAUAUGCAACAUCUGCCACAGCCUCCUCAUCCAGGGUCAGAGCUGUGAGACCUGUGGCAUCCGUAUGCACUUGCCUUGUGUGGCCAAGUACUUUCAGUCUGCUUCCGAACCACGCUGCCCACACUGUAAUGACUACUGGCCCCAUGAGAUACCAGAAGUCUUCAACCCUGAGAAGGAGAGAGAGGCUGGCGGCUCCAAAUCGAGCAGGAAGUCCUUGCGGACCCGGCAGCACUAGCUGCGUUGUGAUGCAUGGCUCCCUGCUAUUGACUGACCUGUGCAUUGAGACCAGAGGCCUGGCCCUCCAUGUUGCACAUGAACUGCCUCUCUUGUCUAUAUUUGUUGUUAACAUGUUUGCAGUAAAAGUAUCUUGAAGGUUGCUGA
Molecule: messenger RNA, 1382 nt
Organism: Nannospalax galili (Upper Galilee mountains blind mole rat)
Lineage: Eukaryota; Metazoa; Chordata; Mammalia; Rodentia; Spalacidae
Gene: Nsmce1
Product: NSE1 homolog, SMC5-SMC6 complex component
Exons: 9
Coding region: 433-1236 (267 amino acids)
Biological process (GO): DNA damage tolerance; double-strand break repair via homologous recombination
Cellular component (GO): Smc5-Smc6 complex; nucleus
Molecular function (GO): ubiquitin-protein transferase activity
Source: RefSeq, a predicted model, not a curated record